Molecule: messenger RNA, 222 nt
Organism: Cooperia oncophora
Lineage: Eukaryota; Metazoa; Nematoda; Chromadorea; Rhabditida; Trichostrongylidae
Source: the annotation of a GenBank genome assembly
AUGCGAGAAUUGGCGCGUUUGCUCCAGAGAGAACAGCCAAUGGAUGUGGACACUCCUAGUACGAGCAAUGUGGCUGACUUCAGAACGGCCAUGAGGCAGGUGCGAGAAGGAAGUCUUCCUCACCGUGCAGAGCUCACGCGUUUCGACCAAGCUGACGCUGAGCAAGUUGCCAUACAGAGAGAGGCCAACGACCGCAACGCCGAGGCAGAACAGCCAAGAUAG